Molecule: messenger RNA, 237 nt
Organism: Clonostachys solani
Lineage: Eukaryota; Fungi; Ascomycota; Sordariomycetes; Hypocreales; Bionectriaceae
Source: the annotation of a GenBank genome assembly
AUGGAGGCUCGCAAGCAAAGCGUUCCCGAGAACUGCGCCAGCUCUGGCCCUGGCAAUCUUGGAACAGUCCAGGGGCCAGUUCCUGGACUCAACGGGCCGUUUGAGGGUCUAGUGGGUCGGGAACAAUCGCCUUCUCUUGUCCGGAAUCCCAACGGCACGUCCCUCAUCCACUUUUACCAGGAGGCCAAAUUAUUAACAAUCACAUUCGGGCCGGGCUUCACCUGCGUCUCGAGGUAG